AUGGGCGAGCCUUUUGGCCCCGCUUCCUCCCCGCUUCAGUUGCAGACUCGAUCGCAUCAAUCAUAUCGCCCAAAACGACGCACUGCCGAAGCUCGGCCCGCCCCUCGGCCUUGCGUCAAAUCCGAAUCGAACUGCAAUGCCAACAGACGGUCCGCGGCAAAUGCGAAUCGCGAUUCGCACUUCUCCGCCCGAGAAACGGCCUACGUCGUCCACGCGGCUCCGGUGCCAGGCCUGGCCUCCAAUGGCGUGCGGCCUCGUGUUUAUUCAGCAACGGGCUGUGCCUGCCAAUUCGCCUGCCGUCGGAGACCUCGCACGAGCCUACGUGGUGAGCACCGGGACCACGGCAGCUCAUCCCACGUGGUUGACGUGGUCAAACAGACUCUUUCUCUCGGAUAUCUCUCCGCUAUCGGGAGAUGGCGCGGGCUGGUUAUUACCAAACUGCAAAAACUAAACUCAAAACGGCGCAAUCAUAAGCUCACGACGGCGGUGAUGAGUCACGGACGCGCCACUCCUCCAUCUUGUAAUUGCUGGUGACGUAGGCUUUCGGUGUGACAAAUCCCUUGGUUUUGUUCAACGAUUUGUUUGCAUUGUUUGGGUUAUGAUGUGUUCCCAAGUCUUCGACCAAAUGAAAAUAUCACAUAAAAUGUGUCACUAAUAACAAACACCGUUUUAAUUAUAGAACAGAUUGAUGAAUAUACAAAAUCCUUUUAGAAGGCAUACAUGACCAUAGAUAGAACUUAUUCAAUGUGUUAUCUUAAGAUGGUUAGCCGUUCACGGAUUACCUGUACCUACAGGUGUCUCGUAAGGUGCAAUAUCAACAAUGCAGUUUCUUUAAAAUUAACUUAUAAAAAAACUAGAAUUUUGAC
This is a messenger RNA of Marchantia polymorpha subsp. ruderalis, 866 nucleotides long. NCBI's taxonomy places the organism in Eukaryota, Viridiplantae, Streptophyta, Marchantiopsida, Marchantiales, Marchantiaceae. The record is from the annotation of a GenBank genome assembly.